AAUUGUGAGUGGCUUACGACACUCAGUGAACAGAAGGUGUUUCUGCAUGCACUGGCAGAGCGCUAGUCUGCUGCGAGGGAUCGAAACCGCUCCGCUCCCCAGCGCGCCAGCCCCGCGCCUCUCUCCCGCCACAGAGCAGCCGGAGCCCCCCGAAAAGAGAGGGGCUGCGAUGAGAGCCACCCCACAGCCCGCCGACCGCAAGGAAGCAGCGAACAGACACCCGCUAACGGGGGACCAUUAACAGCAAAGGAAAAAAGGGGGGAAGGAAUACAGAGAACCCCCCCCCCCUUCAAAAAUAAUUACAUAAAGCUACAUCUCCGUAAGAUAUGAGUCUGUCACCCCGUCGGAAAAUGAGCCGAUUCGCUGGAUUGAAGGCCAUCAAGGUCAGCGGUCACUUCAAGUGACGGACGGUAAUUCGCGCUGACAGAUCGGAGGAGUCUUUAGCAGAGGAAGAGAAAGAAAGAAAGAGAGAGAGAGAGGGGGGAAAAAGAAAGAGAGAGGGAGUUGAGGGAUUUUUUUUUUUUUUGCCCCUGCUUGCCGCGAUCGCCACGGCAGCCGCUGCGGAGGACCGCGAGCACGAGAGAGAGAGAGAGAGAGGAGAGAGAGAGGAGAGAGAGGAGAGAGAGAGAGAGGACUGUCCUCCUAUGAAUGCAGCCAAGGGAGCACUCACUCCUUCGCAAGUCCGCUGAAAGCUACUUGGAUUCCUUCUUUCGCUGGGCGCUUUUGAGGCGAGGAGAACCGAGGCAUUGUAAACCUGCCAGGAUCUGCUGUCUUGCUCGAGCAGGGGGGCGGAGGGGGGGGCCCCGAAUUCGUACCACAGUGGGGUCUUUUUUAGAUUCGCACAUAAUUAGCGCGGGGCACAAAGGGAGCGUCUGAAUGGAGGAUGUGAGCCUUGGGCGCAGGGGGAUAUUCAUGCUGAUGGAUUUCCUUCUAAUUGGUCUGUACCUGAAGUGGCUGGUGAGGAAGCCCCCCGGAUUGAUACUGUGCUCCCUGGGAAUCUUUCUGAAAAGCGUUCCUGUGGUGGGGGGCGUCUGCCCCAGGCUGUGCCGCUGCGACAGCAAGCUGCUAUACUGCGAGGGGCUCAACCUGACGGACGUCCCCCGCAACCUGAGCGGCGCCACGGGCCUGUCGCUGCGUGAGAACGGUCUCUCGGAGCUGCGCGAGGGACACUUCGCCGGCCUGGCGCAGCUCACCUGGCUCUACCUGGACCACAACGCUGUGGAGCUGGUGGAGGAGACCACCUUCGAGAGGCUGCGCAGGGUGAAGGAGCUGGACCUCAGCUUCAACAGGAUCGAGAGCCUGCCCAACGGCACUUUCCGACCCCUGCCCAACCUCCGCAUCCUGGAUCUAUCCUACAACCGGCUGCAGGCGCUGGAGCCGGACCUUUUCCACGGCCUUAGGAAGCUAACCAAUUUACACUUGCGCUACAACGCCCUCAAGUUUGUCCCCGUGCGGAUCUUCCAGGACUGCAGGAGCAUGCAGUUCCUGGACCUGGGCUACAACCAGCUGCAGAGCCUGGCGCGGAACUCCUUUGCCGGGUUGUUUAAGCUCACCGAGCUGCACCUGGAGCACAAUGAGCUGGUGAAAGUCAACCUGGCCCACUUCCCCCGCCUCAUCUCCCUGCGCACGCUCUACAUGCGCAGGAACAAGGCCACCAUCGUGGUCAGCACGCUGGACUGGACCUGGCACUUCCUGGAAAAGAUCGACUUCUCCGGCAACGAGAUCGAGUACAUCGAGCCGCACGUCUUCGAGAGCGUGCCCAACCUCAAGUCCCUGCAGCUGGACGCCAACAGGCUGACCCACAUCGACCAGCGCAUCCUGGACUCGUGGACUUCCCUCGACAGCAUCACCCUGUCGGGGAACGAGUGGGAGUGCAGCCGAAACGUCUGCGCCCUGGCGUCCUGGCUGAGCCGCUUCCAGGGCCAGCGGGACAGCGCCCUGCUGUGCGCCAGCCCGGAUACCGCCCAGGGCGAGGACGUCCUGGAUGCCGUCUACGCCUUCCAGCUGUGCGAGGAUCCGGCCGACGUCACCACGCAGCUCUACACCUUCACCAAGGACAGGGCCAGGGGGCACACCUACCGGGGGCCCACCCGAAACCCCUACGAGCCGCGGGACGCGGAAGGAGGGGCGGACGGGGACGAGGGCGACGAGGACGGCGAGGGGGAGGAGGAGGCGGCCACCAGCUCCUUCGCGGUGACGGUGGCGGCCGACGACCUGGAGAGCACCAUGCAGAUCCACAAGGUGGUGACGGGCACCAUGGCGCUCAUCUUCUCCUUCCUGAUCGUGGUGCUGAUGCUCUACGUCUCCUGGAAGUGCUUCCCGGCGGGCGUCAGGCAGAUGCGACAGUGCCUGGGCAGCCAGCGGCGCAAGCAGAAACAGAAGCAGACCAUGCAGCAGAUGGCGGCCAUGUCCGCGCCGGAGUACUACGUCGACUACAAGCCCAACCACAUCGAGGGCGCCCUGGUCAUCAUCAACGAGUACGGCUCCUGCACCUGCCAGCAGCAGCCGUCCCGGGAGUGCGAGGUGUGAGCGGCGGGGGGAGGCGCGUGCGCGCCACACAACCGCGUGAC
Messenger RNA from Megalops cyprinoides (Indo-Pacific tarpon), 2570 nucleotides. It is a transcript of the gene lrrtm1, whose product is annotated as leucine rich repeat transmembrane neuronal 1. Gene Ontology annotation, molecular function: protein binding. Bases 877 to 2529 code for a protein of 550 amino acids. NCBI's taxonomy places the organism in Eukaryota, Metazoa, Chordata, Actinopteri, Elopiformes, Megalopidae. The record is from RefSeq and is a predicted model, not a curated record. The transcript has 2 exons.